AUGGACACUGCAGGGAAGAGCGCAGAGCAGCUGCGUUUGCAAAUUGCGAAAGCUGAAGAGGAGCUGAAGAGUCUCAGAGAACAACUUGCUCACGCAGAAGCUCAGGAACAGCAGCAAAAGGCAGAUACUGCGACUACAGAUACCAACGGCACCUCUUGGAAAUGGCCAUUAGACGCAGACGAAUAUGACCGCUACGGGAGGCAGUUGAUUCUGCCCAUCGUCGGCAUCCAAGGUCAACAGAGGCUUAAAGCCUCAAAGAUCCUCAUCAUCGGUGCCGGUGGCCUUGGAUGUCCGGCGGCAGCAUACAUAGCCGGGGCUGGAGUUGGUUCACUCGGCAUCGUCGACGGCGACGUCGUCGAGCCCUCCAACCUCCACCGUCAGAUAGCCCAUGGGACGUCGAGAGUGGGCAUGCUCAAGGUGGACAGCCUGAUCGCAUAUUGCAAAGAACUUAACCCACUUCCAGAGUACAUCCCAUACAGGGAGCACCUCACCCCUCAGAACGCAGAGCACAUCGUCAGCGGCUACGACCUGGUCCUCGACUGCACCGACCACCCCACGUCCCGCUACCUCAUCUCCGACGCCUGCGUCCUGCUGCGCAAGCCCCUCGUCUCCGCCUCGGCCCUGCGCACCGACGGCCAGCUCAUCGUCCUGAACUGCCCGCCCACCGCCCAGGGCGUCCUCCUCCCCUCUUCCGAGACGGGAAAAGCGGCGACCCCCACCGCGCCGCCCUGCUACCGCUGCGUCUUCCCCAAGCCGCCGCCGCCCGAGAGCGUCGUCAGCUGCGGCGAGGGCGGCGUCCUGGGCCCCGUGGUCGGCGCGAUGGGCGUGCUGCAGGCCCUCGAGGCCAUCAAGAUCGUCGCGGCCGGGAUGCACCUCCCCGCGACCACCCCUCGUGCCGCGGUGCCGCCGACGCUGCUGCUCUUCUCGGGCGCCGCGGUUGGGGCGCCCUCGUUCCGCUCUGUGAGGAUGCGCGCCCGCCGGAAGGAGUGUUUUGCCUGUGGUGAGGGUAGCGCGGCGCGGCUUACCCUCGGGACGCUGCGGAGCGGGAGUCUGGAUUAUGUUGCGUUCUGUGGGGGCAUGAGCGGGCCGGUCAGGAUCCUAGGCGAUGGGGAGAGGGUCUCUGCUCAGGCGUACCAGGAAGUACUGCAUGGCCGGGACAAGGCCAGGCCCGUGCUGCUGGACGUCAGGGAAAGAGAGUUGUUUGACAUUGGAUGCAUCGACGGGGCUAUUAGUAUUCCCUACUCGAAGAUCCAGAGUGCUGGGAGGGCCAAGAGGCCAGAGGGCGUGGAUGGUGCGGCUGAGGAGGUUUUGCCCGACUGGGUACCACCAGAUUUGCCAGAGGACGCACCCAUCUAUGUUGUGUGUAGGGUUGGCAAUGACUCCCAGCUCGUGGCCAAGCAGUUGAAGGACCUUGGCCUGGGUCGGGAUGGGAAGAGGUUCAUUGGCGACAUCCAAGGGGGAAUGAAGGCUUGGAAGCAGGAAGUAGACAGUACUUUACCCUUCUUAUAG
This is a messenger RNA of Diaporthe amygdali, 1509 nucleotides long. RefSeq names its product molybdenum cofactor synthesis protein. Gene Ontology annotation, biological process: tRNA wobble position uridine thiolation; protein urmylation. The transcript is spliced from 3 exons. Bases 1 to 1509 code for a protein of 502 amino acids. Gene Ontology annotation, cellular component: cytosol; cytoplasm. The record is from RefSeq and is a predicted model, not a curated record. Gene Ontology annotation, molecular function: thiosulfate-cyanide sulfurtransferase activity; URM1 activating enzyme activity; adenylyltransferase activity. NCBI's taxonomy places the organism in Eukaryota, Fungi, Ascomycota, Sordariomycetes, Diaporthales, Diaporthaceae.